This is a messenger RNA of Cladophialophora bantiana CBS 173.52, 777 nucleotides long. RefSeq lists its product as uncharacterized. Bases 1 to 777 code for a protein of 258 amino acids. NCBI's taxonomy places the organism in Eukaryota, Fungi, Ascomycota, Eurotiomycetes, Chaetothyriales, Herpotrichiellaceae. The record is from RefSeq and is a predicted model, not a curated record. The transcript is spliced from 2 exons.
AUGUCGGACAUAUUCCGACCACUUUUUCGAUCUGUGGAAGGUCGCGAACAGGCGCGAGCAAUUGCGCAAGGCCCAGAAGUCAGUAAUCUUGCAUCACGCGAAUCAAACACCUGCGAUCUUGAGAUCUUUGCGGCACAGAGGAUUAGACUGACCGACUCGGCAUCGAUUCUUCUCAGGACCUUCCGCGAACGACGAGACCAAUAUCUUCGCGUCUUGGAGAAGUCCGUCAGACGCCUGCAGGUUACCGAAGCAAGAUUGCAGAACGAAGUCAACCACCUCGAGCAGGAGCUCGCUGCAACGAAAAGCAAACUCGCGCAAUGCGAGGCCGAGCUGCGCAAGACGACCCAGGCGACGCACUACGACUCCCCCUACUUCGGCAAGAGCGGGUAUGCGUCUGGCUCCGGAGAAUUCAAUCUCGCAUCUGAGAUGCGCGGCGUAGCAAGGCCGGCCUACCUCUCACCUCCCAAUGGCAGUGGUGGGAGUGGAGCUGGGGCAUCCAGCAACAGCAACUCCUCCUCUGGGACUCUUGUCUGGAUCGAAACGCAAAAUGGCCAGCCUGUUCAGAUGCAUGUCCAGCAGAAGCAAGAAUUUGGUUUUCUGCCGGCCAGUAGUGGGAAGAAUGUUCACAUUAGCGCGCCAUUGCCAGCCUCGGCCUCUUCAGGCCAAGGUAGAAACGCGACUGCGAUAUACGUGGCUCAGCUCGACGCCGUCGUCGUCGCGAUGGAAUUUGUGCUCAAGUACGUGAGAGUGCUAGGCGCCGUCCUCAUCUCCACAUGA